GUAUGACGGCCUGUCAGAGACAUUUCUGAAGUGUCCUGUGCCCAAGCUGCUUCUGCUAGCAGGGACUGACAGACUCGACAGAGCAUUGACAAUCGCUCAAAUGCAGGGAAAGUUUCAAAUGCUAGUAUUGAGAAACUGUGGCCAUGCAAUACAGGAGGAUGAACCUGAUCAAUUUGCCGACUCGGUACUUGCAUUCAUCACCAGGAACCGAAUCGGAGGGCCAGGAAUCGACAUUGCAGCAAUUAGGCAGCGAUUCAGCUUCAAGCGUGAGGGAGGUGCAGGAGUGUGCGAAAGGGAGAGUGGGAGCGAGAGGAGCAGCGUGCAAACAGGCGGCAUUUCUGCAGACAAGGCAGGCGAUUCUGCAAGGACACAAAACUAGAGCAGCAUGCAGAGAGGUGGCAUGUUUCCAAACAAGCGAGAGGAGAUCCUGCAGGACCAGGUUGGAUGGAGGGGUUGAGAGGAGGAGGGAGGGGGUGGCAUUUGUGUGUGUUAUGUUUCCAAUGUUUUUUUUCUGCGCACGCUUUAAUCCUGUUCAUUUUCCUCUUCCUUGUAAUGACUUGCUGACGUGAAGCAAAUUCAGAAUCCAUGACACUGAAGUUGAGGAAUCCGAUCAUGCGGAGGCAGGCAUGCCCUACAUUACAAUGAUUUUUAUCCCCUUUCCCCCAAGUUCCUUGACCCUAACCACCCCUCCCAUCCCCUGUCCUGGGCCUUCUUUUGGUACUGUUUUGGUCCCCCUGUCAUGGGGUUACGACCGGUGGGAUCCAAAAAGAUUGAUACAAAAUUUCGAGCAUUCUGCGUCGUGUUCUUGCACGUAUUGUCGCCGCACAAUCGAUGAUUUGUCUUGGUAAUUUGUUACCUCAUUUUUUGGUUUGUGAAAGCUGUUUCCUUGCUAAGGUACCCUCUAGAAUGAAGCGACCGGCUUGUCUUCAGCAAGCUUAGUCUCGAAGUUCCCCUCCAGAAUCGAGUGACCCUCCCGACUCCAGAGGGUAGGCUCUCGAGUUUAGCUUCCAGAAUCAAUCAAGCGACCCGCCUGUCUUCUGCAGACUUAGUCGUGAAGAAGGUAGGCUGUCGAGAGUAGCCUCCAGUCUCGCAGUUCCCAUUCAUAAUCGAGUGACCCUCUUAACUCCGGAAGGUAGGCUCUCGUGGUCAUAGCCUCAAGAAUCAAGCGACCCACCUGUCUUCUGCAGACUUGGCCUUAAAGAAGGAAGGCUCUCGAGGGUAGCUUCCAGAAUCUCGUCUGCAGACUUAGUCGCGAAGAAGGUAGGCUCUCGAGGGUGGCCUCCAGAAUCUCAGGCGUGAUAGCGAAGGAAAAACGUUGCAGCUUAGUCUCAAAGAAGUAGGCUCUCGAGGGUAACUUCCAGAAUCUCUUCUGCGGACUUGGUCUCAAAGAAGGUAGGCUCUCGAGGGUAGCCUCCAGAAUCUCAGGCGUGAAUCGCAUGAUAGCAAAGGAAGCGCUGCAGCAGUCCACAGCAAGAUGGACACGACUUGCCAGCUUACGCUACGCUGCGCUCAUGUGAGCCACAUAGUCCGUACCCUCUUGUCUUCUGCAGACGUGAUCUCAAAGAAGGCAGGCUCUCGAGAGUAGCCUCCAGAAUCAAGCGACCCUCUUGUCUUCUGCAGGUGUUGUCUCAAGGAAGGUACACUCUCAAGGGUAGUCUAUCAGACUUGUCUUCUGCAGGCGUUGUCUCAAGGAAGGUACGCUCUCAACGGUAUAGCCUAUUAGACUUGUCUUCUGCAGACAUAGGUCUGGAAGCUGACCUCUUGAGGGUGGCCUCCAGAAUCAAGUGACCCUCUUGCCUCUGAAGGCUUAGUAUCGAAGCUGACUAUCGAAGGUAUUCUCCAGAUGACCAAGUGACCUUCUUGUUGUUGGUAGACAGUGUCUCGAAGGUAGCCUCCACAAUCCACUGACACUUUGAGUGCAAUCGUUAUCGUGAACGGAAGUUUCAGCAUCUGGUGGGCGAAACCUGACUGCCGUCGUCAUCAUCGUGAAUGAAACACUGUGCCCGUG
This is a messenger RNA of Chara braunii, 2008 nucleotides long. Lineage: Eukaryota; Viridiplantae; Streptophyta; Charophyceae; Charales; Characeae. The record is from the annotation of a GenBank genome assembly.